Molecule: messenger RNA, 3227 nt
Organism: Cucurbita pepo subsp. pepo (vegetable marrow)
Lineage: Eukaryota; Viridiplantae; Streptophyta; Magnoliopsida; Cucurbitales; Cucurbitaceae
Gene: CLPB4
Product: casein lytic proteinase B4
Biological process (GO): cellular response to heat; protein refolding
Cellular component (GO): cytoplasm
Molecular function (GO): ATP binding; ATP hydrolysis activity
Source: RefSeq, a predicted model, not a curated record
AGUUUCAAGAAGCACGGGAAGCUUCUAAAAAUUUCAUUCUAAUGGUUCAUAUCCGUAUAUCAUCUUGUCCCGCCCUCUUUCUCUCCUGCUCCUCUUUAAUCGGAACAAUUUCUUCGCUUUGAUCGUAACAAUGGCUACUAGAAGAGUUUCCAAGCUCACCUCAUCGGCUUUAGCAACUGCUAAAGCGUACAGGAUUUCUUGUUCUCCCUCGGUUUCCUCUCGUUGGCCUGCGUCUUGGCGUUGUUCAUCUUCUCUCGUCGGUAACUCCUUUGCUCCCUUUUCUGUGCACAAUUUUUUCUGCUCCAGACAAGUUAAUGGUGGUGCCAUGGCGUCGGCCAAGUAUUUGGCUACGAUUUUCACUCGAAAUUUCCACUCUACGCCUCCUUCUAAUUACUCUGCUACAGCUUCCUCUCAGAUAAAUCCGACAGAUUUCACUGAGAUGGCAUGGGAAGGCAUAGUUGGUGCAGUUGAUACUGCACGGAUGAAUAAGCAACAAGUUGUGGAGAGUGAGCAUUUAAUGAAAGCUCUUCUUGAACAGAAGGAUGGUUUGGCAAGAAGAAUAUUUUCGAAGGCCGGACUCGACAAUUCGUCAGUUUUGCAGGCUACAGUUGAUUUUAUAUCUCAACAACCAAAGGUAAUGGGCGAAACUAGUGGUCCAAUAAUAGGCACACAUCUUGGUUUGAUCCUUGACAAUGCUCGAAAAUAUAAAAAAGAAAUGGGAGACGAUUUUCUAUCUGUGGAACAUUUUGUGUUAGCCUUCCAUUCAGAUAAGAGAUUUGGGCAGCAACUGUUUAAGAAUUUGCAACUAAGUGAAAAAGAUUUGAAGGAUGCUGUUCAGGCUGUUCGUGGAAAUCAGAGGGUGACCGAUCAAAAUCCUGAAGGAAAAUUUGAGGCUCUUGACAAGUAUGGGACUGACUUAACUGAAUUUGCUAGACGCGGUAAGCUCGAUCCCGUUAUAGGUAGAGAUGAUGAAAUACGACGAUGCAUUCAAAUUCUAUCAAGGAGAACAAAAAACAAUCCCGUGAUCAUUGGUGAGCCCGGUGUUGGAAAAACUGCGAUCGCUGAAGGAUUAGCUCAACGAAUUGUGCGCGGUGAUGUUCCAGAACCAUUGUUGAAUAGAAAGUUGAUAUCUCUGGACAUGGGUUCACUGGUUGCUGGUGCGAAAUACCGUGGGGAUUUCGAGGAAAGAUUGAAGGCUGUGCUAAAGGAAGUCACUGCUUCAAAUGGGCAAAUUAUCUUGUUCAUAGAUGAGAUUCAUACAGUUGUUGGUGCAGGAGCUACUGGUGGUGCAAUGGAUGCUGGCAACCUCUUGAAACCGAUGCUUGGUCGCGGCGAACUACGAUGCAUCGGUGCAACUACAUUGAAGGAGUAUAGAAAAUACAUUGAGAAAGAUGCUGCGCUUGAACGUAGAUUUCAACAAGUGUUUUGUGGCCAACCAUCUGUUGAAGAUACGAUCUCUAUUCUUCGAGGGUUACGUGAGCGAUAUGAGCUACAUCAUGGUGUAAAGAUAUCUGAUAGUGCACUUGUUUCAGCAGCAGUUCUAGCAGACAGAUACAUCACUGAACGGUUUUUGCCUGACAAAGCCAUUGAUCUUGUUGAUGAAGCUGCUGCAAAGUUGAAGAUGGAGAUUACUUCUAAGCCUACCGAGUUGGACGAGAUUGAUAGAGCGGUCUUGAAGUUGGAGAUGGAGAAGCUCUCCUUAAAAAACGACACGGAUAAAGCCAGCAAAGAAAGGUUAAGCAAAUUAGAGCAAGAUCUGAGCUCACUUAAACAAAAGCAGAAAGAAUUGACUGAACAAUGGGAUCGAGAGAAGUCUUUCAUGACUCGUAUACGAUCGAUCAAGGAAGAGAUUGAUAGAGUUAACCUUGAGAUGGAAGCAGCUGAAAGAGAAUUUGAUUUGAAUCGUGCUGCUGAGCUCAAGUAUGGAACUCUAAUAUCCCUUAACCGCCAAUUAGAAGAGGCUGAAAACAAUCUUCAAGACUUUCGAAAGUCCGGAAUUUCUUUGCUUCGUGAGGAGGUCACAGAUCUUGAUAUUGCAGAGAUUGUAAGCAAAUGGACUGGCAUACCAUUGGCCAACCUCCAACAAUCCGAAAGAGAUAAACUGGUUUCACUUGAACAAGUCCUCCAUCAAAGGAUAGUUGGUCAAGAUAUUGCAGUAAAAUCAGUUGCAGAUGCCAUUCGACGUUCGAGAGCAGGACUCUCCGACCCCAACCGACCCAUAGCCAGCUUCAUGUUUAUGGGUCCGACUGGUGUCGGAAAAACCGAGCUUGCAAAAGCUUUGGCUGGAUAUCUUUUCAACACUGAAAAUGCUCUUGUUAGGAUUGAUAUGAGUGAAUACAUGGAGAAACAUGCAGUUUCUCGUUUGGUAGGGGCACCACCUGGCUACGUCGGGUACGAAGAAGGCGGUCAGUUGACUGAAGUUAUUCGCCGAAGACCCUACUCUGUGGUACUUUUUGAUGAGAUUGAAAAGGCACAUCAUGACGUCUUCAACAUUUUGCUUCAAUUGCUGGAUGAUGGAAGAAUAACUGAUUCUCAGGGCCGAACCGUUAGUUUCACGAACUGCGUCAUGAUAAUGACGUCGAAUAUUGGUUCUCACUACAUCCUUGAAACUCUUAGUAAUACAACAGAUAGUAAAGAUGCAGUCUAUGACUUGAUGAAAAAACAAGUUAUAGGAUUGGCAAGGCAAACUUUUCGACCUGAAUUUAUGAACCGUAUAGAUGAAUAUAUCGUCUUCCAGCCUUUGGAUGCCACCCAAAUAUGCAAGAUUGUUGAGAUACAGAUCGAACGGUUACGUGAUAGACUUAAACAGAAGAACAUUAAUCUCCAUUAUACCAAAGAAGCUCUUGAGCUUUUAGGGACGUUGGGAUUUGACCCCAAUUAUGGAGCAAGGCCAGUUAAGAGAGUAAUACAACAACUAGUAGAAAACGAGAUUGCAAUGCUAGUUUUGAGAGGCGACUUUCAAGAAGAUGACUCGAUCAUUCUCGACGUCGAUAGAUCGUCGUUUGCCAAGGACUUGCCUCCCCAAAAGAGACUGUGCAUCAAGAAGAUAGAUAGCGAUUCUAACUCGGAGGCUAUGGUUGCCCACGACUGAUUUCAGGUACAAACUAUGUAUGUAGGUGAUAGUUUGGUUUUUGUUGAUUUCUUUAUAUUAUAAGAAACUGUUUAGAAAUUGCAAUAAUGAUUUUGUGUGAAUGAAAAUAAUAUGUUUGGAGCUCAGAAUUUUGAAA